This is a messenger RNA of Neofelis nebulosa (Clouded leopard), 2105 nucleotides long. RefSeq names its product Fc epsilon receptor II (gene FCER2). The transcript is spliced from 11 exons. NCBI's taxonomy places the organism in Eukaryota, Metazoa, Chordata, Mammalia, Carnivora, Felidae. Gene Ontology annotation, molecular function: signaling receptor activity. The record is from RefSeq and is a predicted model, not a curated record. The coding region runs from base 694 to 1896 and encodes 400 amino acids.
AGCUGCCGUUAAUCAGAGCCUGGUCACUCCCCACAUCCACCUCCCCGGGGCUCAGAGAGGGGAAGCAUAUUGCCCAUGGUCCUACGGCAAGAGAGGCAGCCUGUAACCAAACCCGCCCUCUUUGGCACAAAAUAGAUGCUCGAAAGACUUUGGGGCGCCUGGGUGGCUCCCUCGGUUAAGCCUCUGACUCCUGAUUUCGGCUCAGGUCAUGAUCUCACGGUUCAUGGGCUCGAGCCCCGCGUCAGGCUCUGCGCUGGCAGUGUGGAGCCUGCUGGGGAUUCUCUCUCUCCCUCUCUCCCCCUCUCUCUCUGCCCCUCCCUGCUCACUCCCUCUCUCUCUCUCAAAAUAAACAAAUAAACUUAAAAACAUUUUUUUUUAAAAGUCAAGAGACUUUAAAGAUGCCUUGGGCACAUUGCAAAAGAGGAAGCUGAGGUCUGGUGACGGAGUUUCUGCACCGCCCAGCAAGGCCUGGCACACAGCAGGUGCCUGAUAAGUGUUUAGGAUCUGAAGACCCACUGUGCGCGCACGGCAUCUUGCCGAGACACUCACCUACGUUGUCAUCUCAUUUGAUCCUACCUCGACCUCGUGAGUUGGAACCCGGAUCCCGGCCAGAGCCACGACUACACCCGCUAAGUGGGCUGCCUUGGGAGGUGGUGAGCAGCCUGUCACUGGGAGAAUCCAAGCAGGGCGGCCAUGGAGGAACAUGUCUACUCAGAGUUCCCAAACCUUCCCGGAAGGCAGCGGCGGUGCUGUGGGCAAGGGACCCAGAUGGCACUGUUGGGGCUGGUGACCGUCAUGCUGUGGGCCGGGCUGCUGACCCUGCUUCUCUUCUGGCACCGGGACGCUGUACAGAAUCUGAAACAGCUGGAAGAAACCGCUGCCCAGAAUGUCUCUCAGGUUGCCAAGGACUUGGAAAGACACAGAGGGGAUGAGAUGGCCCAGAAAUCCCAGGCUGCCCAGGUGUCACAGAACAUGGAGGAAAUCCAAGCUGAACAGAAAAGAAUGAAAGCUCAGGACUCUGAGCUCUCCCGGAACCUGGAUGGACUUCGUUCGGACCUGAGCAACCUCAAGUCCCAGAGCUUGAACGAGAGGCGCACAGCCUUGCACUCAUUGGAAAGGCUCCAGCAGGAGGUGGUAAAGCUGUGGAUUGAGCUCCACGUGUCCAACGCCCGGACCCCAAGAGUGACCCCAGGAGAGACGCUGCCACCCACCCUGCCUAUUGUCCCCACGGUGCUGGCCACGGCGCCGGCCACGGCGCCGGCCACAGCGCCCGCCACGGCACCGGCCACAACGUCCGCCACCGCGUCGGCCACAGCGCCCGCCACGGCGCCGGCCACAGAGCCCGCCACGGCGCCGGCCACAACGUCCGCCACCGCGCUGGCCACAGCGCCCGCCACGGUGCUGGCCACGUCCGCCACGGCGCCGGCCACAGAGCCCGCCACGGCGCCCGCCACGGCGCCCACCACGGCCGCACCCCUGAGCCUCUCCUCCGCCCCAGGCUCCACGUGUAACACGUGCCCCGAGAACUGGGUCAACUUCCAGAGGAAAUGCUACUACUUCGGCGAGGGCGCCAAGAAGUGGAUCCAGGCCCGGUUUGCCUGCAGCAAACUGCAAGGGCGGCUGGUCAGCAUCCACAGCCAAGAGGAGCAGGACUUCCUGGCCAAACGCGCCAACAGGAAGGGCACCUGGAUUGGCCUUCGGGACCUGGACAUAGAGGGGGAGUUUAUCUGGAUGGAUGAGAACCCCCUGAACUACAGCAACUGGCGGCCGGGGGAACCCAACAACCAGGGCCAGGGCGAGGACUGCGUGAUGAUGCAGGGCUCCGGGCAGUGGAACGAUGCCUUCUGUGGCAGCCGGCUGGACGGCUGGGUGUGUGACCGGCUGGCCACAUGCUGACCCCUCCUCCCCUGCCACCUCAGCCCCCUCCCUGGGGUUCCCCAGGAGGUCCUUGGAGACGCAGACCCUGAUGGCCCCCUGCCCACCUGCCAGGUGCACCCCUGCGUUGCUCCCCCAGUUCUGACACAGGAGCAGCCGGGCCCACGGCGGGGCCCGCAGCCGCGGCCUGGAUGCCUGUUUUGUGGCUAAGGCCCCAGCAACCCUUUCUC